Molecule: messenger RNA, 2072 nt
Organism: Heteronotia binoei (common prickly gecko)
Lineage: Eukaryota; Metazoa; Chordata; Lepidosauria; Squamata; Gekkonidae
Product: broad substrate specificity ATP-binding cassette transporter ABCG2-like
Exons: 15
Coding region: 1-1956 (651 amino acids)
Cellular component (GO): plasma membrane
Molecular function (GO): ATP binding; ATP hydrolysis activity; ABC-type transporter activity
Source: RefSeq, a predicted model, not a curated record
AUGCAGCUCUUAAGUGAAGAUCGUGUAAAACAUGAUGAGUCAAAGUCCAAGAGAGUGACACUUGCAGAAACCGUGUUUACUCACGAAACCACGGUGAGCUUUUACAACAUCAGCUACAAAAUGAAAGUGAAGACAGGCUACAUUUGCUUCAAAAGAACCAUUCAAAAAGAGAUUUUAACAGAUAUCAGUGGGAUCAUGAAACCUGGUCUCAAUGCAAUUUUAGGGCCCACAGGAUCUGGCAAAUCAUCCUUCUUAGAUAUUUUAGCUACAAGGAAAGAUCCCCAUGGAUUGACUGGAGAGAUUUUGAUAAAUGGGUACCCUCAGCCUCCGUACUUUAAACAUAUGUCUGGAUAUGUAGUACAGGAUGAUAUAGUGAUGGGAACCUUGACAGUGAGACAAAAUUUAGAGUUCUCCGCUGCGCUUCGGCUGCCUUCUUCUAUGAGCUUGGAGGAGAAGAAGGAGAGAGUUGACAACAUCAUUGUGGAACUGGAUUUGACUAAAGUUGCAAAUGUCAAGGUUGGCACUCAGUUUACUCGUGGAAUAUCUGGCGGGGAGAAGAAAAGGCUCUGUAUUGGACUAGAGCUCAUUACAGACCCUCCAAUAUUGUUUUUAGAUGAGCCAACAACUGGAUUGGAUUCCAGCACAGCCAAUGCUGUCAUGGAGCUCUUGAAAAGGAUGUCAUUGAGUGGGAAAACAAUUAUUUUUUCAAUCCAUCAGCCUCGGUACUCUAUUUUCAAGUUGUUUGAUAACCUGACAUUACUUGCCGCUGGAAGACUUGUGUAUCAUGGCCCAGCUAACAAAGUUUUGGCAUACUUUGCAGCUCUUGGUUUUGUCUGUGAAGCGUAUAACAAUCCUGCAGAUUUUUUAAUGGAUAUCAUUAAUGGAGACUCUACUGCUGCUGGAGCUUCUAGAGCCAACUUCCACGCUUCAGAACUGGAAAAGCCUGAAGCAGCUGAGAGUAUCGCAGAAACGUUAGCCAAACAAUAUUCUCGAUCUGCUCAGUGUCUAGAAAUCAAAGAGAGAUUGAAGCAGCUGUCUUUAGAGAAUAAAAAAAGAAAGACAUUUUACGAUCUUAUGCCGUACUCCACUUCCUGCUUCCAUCAGCUCAAGUGGGUAUCCAAGCGCACGUUUAAAGAUUUGAUAGGCAGUCCACAAAACUCUACAGCUCAGAUCCUUAUUACAACUGUUCUGGGAAUACUCACUGGCAUUCUUUUUGCGCAUGUUGGAGAUGAUGUCACUGGAAUUCAGAAUAGAGUUGGAGCUUUAUUCUUCUUGACAACCAGUCAGUGCUUGAACAGUGUUACGACCGUUGAACUUUUUAUCUCGGAGAAAAGGAUAUUCAUACAUGAAUACAUAAGUGGUUACUACAGAGUGUCUGCAUAUUUCUUUGCAAAGAUAAUAGCUGACAUGAUACCCAUGAGGACUUUACCUGGGAUCAUCUUCACCUGUUUAAAUUAUUUCACAAUAGGAUUCAAGCCUACGGCAGAAGCCUUCUUUACCAUGAUGAUUACCCUCAUACUGAUUGCCUACACAGCUAGUUCACUCUCUCUAGCAAUCGCAACAGGACAAAGCGUCACCUCGGUUGCCAAUCUCCUCAUCAACAUUUGCUUUGUUCUUAUGAUUCUUUUCUCUGGCUUGCUGGUAAACAUCACGACAAUUUCUCCCUGGUUGCUGUGGCUACAGUACUUCAGCAUCACUCGAUACGGGUUGAAUGCUUUGCAAAUCAAUGAGUUCACUGGUCUGAAGUUCUGCAAGGAUUCUUCAACUGGGAUUAACUUGACCUGCGUCAGUCCUAGUCCAUUUACAAUAUGCACUGGAGAAGAGUAUCUGGCGAUACAAGGCAUCGACAUAACUCCUUGGGGCAUCUGGCAAAAUUACGUGGCUCUCAUAUGCAUGACAGUCUUUUUCCUUGUAAUUGCAUACACGAAGUUGAGACUUCUAAAAAAAUAUACUUGAGUAAGUAAGGAAAACAUCCCUAACUGAGCACUAUACUGUACUUUUAUAGUAAAUGUGUAAUAUCUGUAUAAUAUUGAAUGUUUUGUUUGAUUAAAGCACCCCAACUUCACUUCCAA